AUGACGCUGUUAAGCAAAGAAGACGGUGGAUUUUAUGGGUGGAUUGUUGUCGCUGCAUGUUUCAUGAGCAAAUGUUUGAUCGUGGACUAUUUUGGAGAAGGCGCAGGGAAAACUGCUCUGCUACAGUCUUUAGCGACUGCAAUGAUGACAAUCCCAAGUCAGACUGUCAUGGCGUUGUUCAGCAAAGAAGACGGUGGAUUUUAUAGGUGGAUUGUUGUCGCUGCAUGUUUCUCCAGCAAAUGUUUGAUCGUGGGAUGCAGUGGGUCAGGAAUGGGUGUCUUCUUGGUAAAGUUUCUAGACUAUUUUGGAGAAGGCGCAGGGAAAACUGCUCUGCUACAGUCUUUAGCGACUGCAAUGAUGACAAUCCCAAGUCCUAUGGUCAGUAGUUUGAAUAGUAGAUUUGGGACUCGACCUUUGGUUGUUAUCGGCGGAGUGAUAUCCAGUGUUGCUUUAUUUCUAUGCUCAUUUGCAAACAGAAUGGCAUAUGGACUUAUCUAUGGUCCGACCGUUGUAAUUAUAGGUCAAUAUUUUCACAAACGACACGCUCUAGCUAACGGUUUUAUGUAUGCAGGUAUUUCUGUUGGCAUUAUGAUAUUUCCACCUCUACACCACAAGUUAAUCGAGACAUAUGGAUGGAGAGGCGCAAUGAUUUUCCUGGCAGGAAUAAAUCUGAAUAUGGUUGUAUGCGGGAUGCUAAUGAGACCACCAGGGCUACAUACUAGAGUUGAUAAGAAACACUCAAGCAAAAAUACCGAAGAUCAAAAAUUGCUGUGUAACCAGUGA
Saccoglossus kowalevskii is the source of this 783-nucleotide messenger RNA. RefSeq names its product monocarboxylate transporter 13-like. Gene Ontology annotation, molecular function: transmembrane transporter activity. Gene Ontology annotation, biological process: transmembrane transport. Lineage: Eukaryota; Metazoa; Hemichordata; Enteropneusta; Harrimaniidae. The record is from RefSeq and is a predicted model, not a curated record.